Messenger RNA from Sander lucioperca (pikeperch), 2329 nucleotides. RefSeq names its product enoyl CoA hydratase 1, peroxisomal (gene ech1). The transcript is spliced from 10 exons. Gene Ontology annotation, molecular function: delta(3,5)-delta(2,4)-dienoyl-CoA isomerase activity. The record is from RefSeq and is a predicted model, not a curated record. Bases 329 to 1258 code for a protein of 309 amino acids. NCBI's taxonomy places the organism in Eukaryota, Metazoa, Chordata, Actinopteri, Perciformes, Percidae. Gene Ontology annotation, cellular component: mitochondrion.
CGGCCACCGUAGCAGGCUGUUUAUAAAAGAGGUUGCGAUAAUGUCAGUAGGAAGGAAGGGUUAAUGAAAGUUAGAGUACUGUUACAUUUAGUGUGCUGCAAAUUCCCUUUUGGUGCACACAGCAGUCGCAGCAGCACAGUACUGUACUUCCUGGCGUGCAGACAACGUUACCACAAAGAGGCAGCUGUUAAUAACUAGUUAGCGUUAGCUAGCGUCAGUGUGGCUUCAUGCUAACAUUAGUUAGCAGUGAAGUGAAUUCAUUAACGUGUUUUUCUCUGUUUGCUGCGGUUAUAUUGACCUCUAAAUAGUGUGCAAGGUCCAAAGGGCGAUGUUGUCAGUUGUCAGGUCAGCUCUCACGAAAUACAGGAGGUGCUGGCUGCCCAGUCAGGCUGUGGUCAGGGCCAUGUCGUCCUCAGGCGGUGCCCCCUCCCCUUACACCACCCUCGCCAUCAGUCACCCAGCAGAGUCCAUCACACACGUAGAGCUGCACCGCCCGGAGAAACGUAACGCCAUGAACAGAGCUUUCUGGAGUGAGAUGGUGGAUUGCUUCAAUGAGAUAGCUGGCGACCCAGAAUGCAGAGUGGUUGUGGUUUCUGGAGCCGGGAAGAUCUUCACAGCUGGUAUUGACCUGAUGGACAUGGCCAGCGACAUACUCCAACCAGAGGGCGACGACACGGCCAGAAUUUCCUGGAACCUGAGACAAAUAAUCACCAAAUAUCAAGAGACGUUCUCUGUCAUAGAGAAGUGUCCAAAGCCUGUUGUGGUAGCUGUUCACGGAGCCUGUGUUGGGGGAGGUGUUGAUCUGAUCACAGCCUGUGACAUUCGUCUGUGUACCCAGGACGCCUGGUUCCAGGUAAAGGAAGUUGAUAUUGGACUUGCAGCAGAUGUUGGAACUCUCCAGAGGCUUCCUAAAGUCAUCGGCAGCCGCAGCCUAGUGAACGAGUUGGCUCUGACCGCCAGGAAGAUGUAUGCAGAUGAAGCCAAAAGCAGCGGCCUGGUCAGCCGAGUGUUUGCAGAUAAGGAGGCCAUGAUGGCUGGAGCCCUGGAGAUGGCCGGGGAGAUCGCCGGUCGCAGCCCUGUAGCUGUGCAGGGCACCAAAAUCAACCUCGUCUAUUCCAGAGACCACAGUGUAGCAGAGGGACUGAACUACAUGGCUACCUGGAACAUGAGCAUGCUUCAGACUCAAGAUGUGAUGAAAUCAGCUCAGGCCGCCAUGGAGAAGAAGAGUCCCAAGACGAUAGCUUUCUCCAAACUCUAAACCUCACUGACGCAAAGUUCAGAUAUACAAAUGCAAAAGUUGCCAUUGUGGCCUUUCUGUGUGAAGGGGAACCACAUCUAUACUACGUGCUAAUCUGUGGCCACUUGAGGAUGAUGUAAUGAGAUGUAAGAGAUGGAGGCUUGAAUCCACUGUUGGAAAUAUGACAGAUGGUCCUUCUUGGGAUUGGUUUCCAAAGAAAUGUAUUAUUGUUUGGGUGGAAAAGCCUUUGAAACAGCAUUUUGAUAAGUCAACCAUGUGUAAAAUUGGAAUCAUAAGUAAGUUCAGGUUAACCUCUUCCCACAAGUGACAUCAAACUAAUAACCAGGGAUUUUCUGAACUUGUCGCUGUAAAAAAAUAGCUGGUUUUGUAAAUCUGUAAUCGACUUCAUGAAUGUUUAAUCUUAUUAAAAAAACUCAACUGAAAGUUAGUGUUGACUGAUUUUGAAAAUAUCCAUAUCGACCUGUUAUUUUCUAAAAUGAUUUAACAAAAGGCGGAUUAAAAUAACUUAAAAUGCUUUAUUGAUAAAACUUAAAUUAUACAAAUAAACUUACAAAAGUGGAACUAGAACACAUUCACAACAGCGUCUGCUUGGCACGAAGUUUCUGUAAGGUUUUCUGCGAAGAGAUGGUAGAAAAAUAUUCAACAGAAUUCAUGCAACUAAAACCACAUGAUUUGGUGCUCACAGUUCUGUAAUAAGCAUCAUCUUUAAAAACAUUUUCUCAAACACAUGAUUCAGGUGUUUUUACCUUGUGGAACUCUUUGGCCUUCAGUCUGUUUUUUGCACAAGCUUCCUGUCUGUUCCUGAUGGCUUGCUGAAGCUUCACUUCCUCCAGCUGCUUAUACAGUCUGCAGAAACACACAUACGCUGCAAUGUGAACAACUCUCCCAUAUUCAAAAACUACAGUGCUAAAACUUAAAUUUGUCAGUGUAGUAUGAACUCUGGAACUGCUCCAAAGAUGUACUAGAUGAGACAGAGCACCCAGGGGAAUAUUUGGAGUAUAUUGUACAUGUGCUGUGUCAGAACUGAGAACACCAAUAAAAUAAUGAAAAACAUUCUGUGGGUCCACAAAA